Molecule: messenger RNA, 3622 nt
Organism: Monopterus albus (swamp eel)
Lineage: Eukaryota; Metazoa; Chordata; Actinopteri; Synbranchiformes; Synbranchidae
Gene: epb41l4b
Product: erythrocyte membrane protein band 4.1 like 4B
Exons: 23
Coding region: 269-2272 (667 amino acids)
Biological process (GO): actomyosin structure organization
Cellular component (GO): cytoskeleton
Molecular function (GO): cytoskeletal protein binding
Source: RefSeq, a predicted model, not a curated record
GAGCCGCUUCCAGGCGAGAGAGAGGGACGAGCGGGACGGUAGAGGGGGAGGGGGAGCAGGAGGGGUGGCCGGGAACCCCCUGCUCCUGGCUCAUCAGCAGCAGGUCGUUCACGCGCCCGCUGUGGUCACCGGGGGAGCCUCGGUUCACAUCCCCGCGGCCGGGACGGCGAGGACCGUCAUCACCUGCCGCGUCCUGCUGCUGGACGGCUCGGAUGUCAACGUGGAUUUGCCUAGCAAAUCCAAAGGCCAGGACCUUUUUGACCAGAUCAUGUAUCACAUUGAUCUGGUCGAGACAGACUACUUUGGAUUGCAGUUCAUGGACACAGAUCAAGUCUCACACUGGCUGGAUAUGAGCAAGCUAAUAAAGAAACAGAUCAGAGACGGGCCUCCUUACAGACUGUUUUUUAGAGUGAAAUUUUACUCUUCAGAGCCAAAUAACCUGCGUGAGGAAUUUACAAGGUAUCUGUUUGUGUUGCAGCUUCGCCAAGAUAUUCUGUCGGGCAAAUUGAAAUGUCCGUAUGAUGUCUCAGUAGAGCUGGCAGCAUAUUGUCUACAAAGUGAGCUGGGAGACUGUGAUCCUUUGGAGCACUCUCCUGUACUGGUGUCUGAGUUCCGUUUCACUCCCAAACAGAGCGAGGCCAUGGAGGCUGACAUCUUCAGCAGGUGGCUAGAACUUAGGAGACAGAGCCCAUCUCAAGCAGAGAUUUCUUUUCUCAACAAGUGCAAGUGGCUUGAGCUUUACGGAGUAGAUAUGCACUUUGUCAAGGGCAGAGAUGGAGGAGAAUACGCUCUAGGUCUCACUCCUACUGGGAUCUUGGUAUUUGAAGGCUCCAAUAAAAUCGGCCUCUUCUUUUGGCCCAAAAUUACUCGCCUGGACUUCAAAAAGAGUCAGCUCAUGUUGGCUGUGGUGGAGGAUGAUGAGAAGGGUCAGGAGCAGGAGCAUACGUUCGUUUUCCAGCUGGCCAGCGCCAAGAGCUGCAAAAGCCUGUGGAAGUGUGCUGUGGAGAGCCACGCCUUCUUCCGGCUACGUCAGCCAACCACAGGCAAGGCCAGCCGCAGCAACUUCACGCGACUCGGCUCCCGCUUCAGAUUCAGUGGUAAAACAGAGUAUCAGGCCACUCAUGGAGGCAGACUGAGGAGAGCCAGUGCGUUUGAGAGAAGGCCGAGCAAGCGAUACCCCUCUCGCACACAGUCAUUGGGCAAGGCUGCUAUUUCUCCUGCCAAGCCUCCAUACAUCAGCUCUCUUGCUAACGCUGAUCCCAGCCUACUUCCAUACCAGCAUAAUAUUCCUAUUGGCCACGAGCCGUGGCUCCCACCCCGCCCUGCUCUCACACCCCCAGUGUACCUGCAGCCCUCUGGACACACGCCACCGCACAGUUUCCCUCUGAGCGGUCCUGCAUCACACCAUCAAGUCAGCGUUGAGGAGAAUGAGACUUCACAUUCUGGCAAAACCCACCGCCAUCACCGUCGGCACACACACAGCCAGGACACGCUUUGCCACGCACACAUAAAGAACAAAUGUCGAGCUCCUCCCAGCCCAGCGGAAAAGUUGGACAUCUCUCAGUGUCUGCUCAAGGCUCUGGAGUCAGACAGUGAUUCUCCUCCCUGGCCCUCGCUGCACGUCAACACUGGAGAAGAGAAGCAGCUGUCUGAAAAGUCUCUGCACCCUCCUGCCUCUCCAGUGGUGCUCCCUGACCACCUCAAGUGCAACAUCCUCAAGGCCCAAAUGGAGGCAGCUUUCAGGAUGGAAGCGCCCACAACACCUCGAGGGAAAAACUCAAAUGAGACCAUCAGUGACAGGUAUCAGAGCUCCUCCCAAGACUCAGCUGCAUCCAGUCUGACUGCAGACAAGACGCCUUACCGGCAAGAUCGCAACCCAACGCCAGAAAGGCUGCAACCCAAAGUCAACCCAAGCACCAACCGCAGAAAACGACUGGUCAGACAAUUCAGCUUUAACCAUGAGGAUGAAGAUAAUCUCCCAGAAGCACUUGCAGCCAUUUCCUCUCAGAGUACAGGAAGGUUGGGCUCUAGUAGCUCACUGGACAAACAGAUACAGCCAUCUAUAUACCCACAGGUGGAUAAUAUGCCAAUAUUGGAGCUGGGUAGUCCAUGCUGUCCUUCUCCUUCACCUUCCCCUCACCUCUCCCCUUCUUAUUAUCGUAGCUCCAUUCCUCACAUGGUCCCUUACCUUGCUGCCCAUAAUAACAGUGGAGAGGAAAUGAGGGUGGACAGAGAGAAGAUACUAAGAACGCUCCUGAUGACAGAGCUCUGAUACCUUGACCUGUGACACCUGUGACAUCAUUGCCAGACAAAACAUAACAGGCUUUAACUUGAAGUUAUUUGUUUAAAUCAGCAUUUGUAAAUUUGCACAAUACAUUCAGCAGUUCUAAGUAUAUAUUUGCAUAAAGGCAAUUGUUAUAUUUGCUUAAUUGUUAUUUUAGAAGGAUGGCUCUUUAUAUUCAUCCAAAUGAAAUUGUAUAACCUAUAAAAGAGAUAGAAAAAGAUGGAUACAACACAAACAAGCUACAGAUGUGACUGGUGCUGUUUGCAUGAUAAAUAUGUUACAAGAUUAAAUAUUCAUCUGAGUUGUGUUGGGGUUAUGUUUAGAUUUUGUGUGGUUUCAUCAUCAUUGUGUCCAUGCUGAUACCAAUACUGUGUCUGAGACAGUGACUGUUCAAGCAUCAUGCUCAGCACUUCAGAAAAGCAUUGUUGAAAUGAAAGUCACUUCACUUUCAAAUCAGUUUGUUCAGAAAAUAAAGACAUUGUAAUUAACAUGUGGAUAUUGUAACCGAGCAGGUAUUGUAAAUGCUUUCUUUGUUAUUGUGUUUACUAUAAUGUCCAGAAUCCAUUUUGAGUUGCCACAGCACUUUAGAAUUAGGAAACUUCUUGAACAGAGUGAAGUGAAAGUGAAUCUUGACUCAGUGUAGGAGAUGUUUUGAGAGGAUUGUGAGCUUGUGCAGCUGCAGUCUCAAUCUGUCCACUAGAAGGAGGCAGAUCUGUACUCACUGCGCAUGUAGCAGCUGAACAUACUGAGCCUGUGUAGAGGCUACCACAAGCAACGGAUUGUGGAUCACUUUGCUUUUUAAAAGAAAAUUUAAAAAAACAUAGAUUUUGUUUAGUUAUUUAUUUGCGUACACUUUAGAGUACUCUUUUCAACACAGAUCAAACGCAAAACUGCUCUCAGAAGUCACCCUCUGGGAAGUUAGGUAUUAAUAAGCAUAAACCUACUGCUCCACAACUUUAAGCCUGUUUUUGUCACAGCCACAUCUGAGGUAGCAUAUAAUCUGCCACUCUUAUGUAUGUGUCAGUUUAAUUGUUCCUGCCCUCAGCUGGAUAUUAAUAAAGACUGCAUCAUUGGUUUGACAGCUUUAUAGCAACCUCUUUGGUCUCUGCACUGACAUGGGAAUGUGGAUCGGCCUCGCCCUGAGUGCCCGUUUAAGUGUGUAUGCAGGCCUCACCCGCCCUGUGAGGGAAUGUUGCUAUAAAGAAUAUUACUGAUUUAUCUGCCUCUACACACCUAUGAGCUACAGUACAGUGAGUCAGCCUGUAACUCCUGUUCUGUCCUUCAGUGAACCAUUUAACUCUAUAUAAUUCAUCUUCAUGUGCUGGAAAUGAAGUAGAC